CUGCCCUGCCCCGAGCCCCCGGGAGCGCCUGCAGCGGCACGGCCAGGGACCUGGUGCUGGGGGGUCGUGAGGAGCAGCAGCUCCCUGGGGAGCAGAGGAUGCUUCGGAGCGUGGCCGGGUGCCGGCAGCACCACGAGGCCGGGGGCUUCGGGUGCGCAGUCCCUGCGGUUUUCCCCUCGGCUCCCGUUUCCAUGAGGCAGCCAAGGCUGCAAGUGGGGAACAAGCCCGGGCCUGGCGGAGCUGCUGCGCCUGCCUCGGCUCCGCGACCUGCGGCGGCAUCCGCAGCGAAGCCCCAGCUGCUGCCGGCAGACGGAGGUCCCGACGCCGUGCUGAGCCCCGCCGGGCGGAGGAGAUGCGCUGAGCGCCGCGGGCCCCCCGCCAUGGAGGAGGAGGGGGGGUGGCUCCCGGUGGCCGCCUGGCUGGCGGCCCUGCACCUGGAGCAGUACGCCGACGCCUUCGAGCGCAGCGAGCUGCGCACCGUCUGGGACUGCCGGGCGCUGACGGACGAGGGGCUGACCCGCCUCGGCGUGCUGCUGCCCGGCCACCGCAAGCGCAUCCUGCUGGGCGUCCAAAAAGCUUCGCCGAGGCCGCCCUGCCCGAGCCCCCCCCCGAGGAAACCGGUGCCCAUGAAGCGCCACAUCUUCCGCCAGGGUGCUGGCACCGCCGCGCCGACGGAGCCCCCACGGUCCCCGCCGCUGCUGGAGCCCGAGGGGGCUGCGAGCGUCGCCCUGCUGCCGCCCCCCAUCCCGCCCAGGGUGGGCUGCCGGCCCCCCGUUAAGUUCUCCCCGGCUGCCAGCGGCCCCGAGCCGCCCCCUCCCUGCAGCCCGGCCCCGGAGCUGCCCCCUCUGCCAGCCCCCAAAGCCGAGAGCCGGGCGAGACCCCCGCUGCCGCCUCUGCCGGCCAAGCGUCACCAGGUGGAAUGCAAAAGCCAGUCCCUCAAGGCCCCCCCGGCGCCCAGCCGCCCGCCCGCGCUGCCCCCCAGGGCCGGGUCCCAGCACGAGGCCAGCAGCGUUCCUGCCAAGGAGGAGAUCCCCGUCCCCAUCCCCGACAGGGAACCUUGUGUCCCUCCAUCCCCACCGGCCCUGCUGCCCCGUGCCAAGCCGCAGCCAGCCCCGCAGCCACAGACGCCCUCCAAGCCCUCCUGUCCCUUCGUGCCCGAGUUCGAUGACUCUGACUACGAGGACUCCGCCUGGGAGGAGGAAUUAGCCAGCCCCGCGGGGCAGAUGGCCGACAAGGAGGAUGCCGAGUCUGUGACAGGUCGGCCGCGGUCCCUGCGCUUCAACAGCCUCUUCAGCGAGGACGAGCUCAUCGAGGACUACUACGAUGCUCCCCCGGCCAACGCAGGCAGAGGCUGGAGCGACGACGGCCCCAGCCCGCGCCAGCCCCCGGUCGCCCUCUCCGGCGGCAGCCCCGGCACGCUCGGCGACGGCAUGGAGCGCUCGGCCGCCGCGCAGCUCUUGCCCACCAUCCGAGCGGGGUGGCUGGACAAGAACCCGCCGCAGGGGUCCUACAUCUACCAGAAGCGCUGGGUGAAGCUCGACGCCGACUACCUCCGCUAUUUCGACAGUGAGAAGGACGCCUACUCCAAGCGCUUCAUCCCCGUCUCCUCCAUCUCCCGCGUAGCCAGCGUCGGGGACCAGAAAUUCGAGGUGGUCACCAACAACCGCAACUUUGUGUUUCGGGCUGAGAGUGACGCCGACCGUAACGAGUGGAUUCAGACCCUGCAGCAGGUCGCGGAGGAGCGCAAGAGCAAGGCUCCCGAGAGGACGUCCAUGUCCCCGACCGCCCCCGAGGCCACGGAGCUCGUGGACAAGAGCGGCUUCCUGGAGCUGAGGGGGUUCAAGCACAAGCUCUUCGUGGCGGUGGCCGGGGACAAAGUUUUCCUCUACAAGAACUCGGAGGACUAUCGGCAGGGCAUCGGCAUCACCUACAUCGAGAUGAACGUGGGGAACGUCAAGGAGGUGGACCGCAGGGGCUUCGACCUGACGACGCCCUACAGGAUCUUCAGCUUCUCGGCCGACUCGGACCAGGAGAAGGAGGAGUGGGUGGAGGCCAUGCGGCACGCCAUCGCCGAGGCCCUCUCCAACUCGGAGGUGGCGGAGAGGAUCUGGGCGCUGGAACCCAACCGCUUCUGCGCCGACUGCGGCUCGCCCCAGCCCGACUGGGCGUCCAUCAACCUCUGCAUCGUCAUCUGCAAGAGAUGCGCAGGGGAGCACCGGGGCCUGGGUCCUGGCAUCACCAAAGUCCGAAGCCUGAAGAUGGACAGGAAGGUGUGGACCGAGGAGCUGAUCGAGCUCUUCCACCACAUCGGCAACGCCGUGGCCAACCAGUUCUGGGCCGCCAACGUGCCCCCCAGCGAGGCCAUCGGCCCCGGCAGCAGCAGCCAGGACCGGAGGCGCUUCCUCAUCGCCAAGUACCGGGAGGGCAAGUACCGCCGCUACCACCCGCUCUUCGGCAACCAGGAGGAGCUCGACAGGGCCCUGUGCGCGGCCGUCACCACCAGCGACCUGGCCGAGACGCAGGCCCUGGUCUUCUGCGGGGCGGCGGUGACGUGCGCCACCGGGGACCCCCAGUGCCCGAUCCCCCUGGCGCUGGCUGAGAAGAGCGGGCAGCGGCUGCAGAUGGAGUUCCUGCUGCACAACAAGACCUCAGAGACGCCGCGCCUGGAGGUGGGGGGCAGCGAGGAGAAGCACUACUCGGUGCUGCUGCCCUGCGUCACGCACAACGGCUUCCUCUACAAGACCCCCUCCAUGGCCAAGCCUGUCAGUGAGAGGAAGGGCCAGGAAGAGUUCAGCCGGCGGUGGUGCACGCUGCAGGACGGCGUCCUCAGCUACUACGAGAACGACCGCAACGCCGUGCCCAACGGCGAGAUCAAGGCGGGGGACAUCGUGUGCCUGGUGAACAACCCGCCCCACACCCAUGGGAUCGAGAGCACGUUCGAGGUGUACAUCGAGUCGGAGAGGCUCUACCUGUUUGGGCUGGACUGCCCCAAGGCUGCUCGGGAAUGGCUCAAGUCCAUCGCCAAGUCCUUUGUCCCCCCCCGUGCAGAGGAGCUGCUGAACCACGACUUCGAGAGGAUCGGCCGCCUGCUCUACAAGGGGGGCCUCAACCUGGAGCGCGCCAAGGAGGGCUGGUUCGCCCUGGCCGGCUCCACGCUCUACGUCUGCUUCGAGGACAGUGAGCGCCACGAGGCUCUCCAGCUGCGCAAGCUGCAGGAGCUCUCCAUCCAGGGAGACAACGAGGUGCUGGUGCUGGUGGAGAGGCGGAGGACGCUGUACAUCCAGGGCGAGAGGAGGCUGGAUUUCCUGGGCUGGGUGCACGCCAUCCAGAAGGCUGCGGGCAGCUCGGGGGACACCCUGUCGGAGCAGCAGCUGACCGAGGGGGACGUCCCCAUGCUGGUGGACCGGUGCAUCGACUACAUCACGCAGUGCGGGCUGACAUCCGAGGGCAUUUACCGCAAGAGCGGGCAGAACUCGAAGACCACCAACCUGCUGGAGAUGCUGCGCCGCGACGCCCGCAGCGUGCGCCUGAAGGAGGGCGAGCACCACGUGGACGACGUCGCCAACACCCUCAAGCGCUUCUUCCGCGACCUGGGCGACGGGCUCUUCACCCGGCGCUGGAGCCAGGACUGGCUGCGGGCCACGGUGCUCGAGGAUGAGGAGGCGAAGAUCGGGGAGUACCGGCGGCUCCUGGACACCCUCCCCACGGUGAACAGGGCCACGCUGAAGGCGCUCAUCAACCACCUCUUUCGGGUCCAGCACUUCUCGGGGGACAACCAGAUGAACACGCACAACCUGGCCAUCGUCUUCGGGCCCACGCUCUUCCAGACGGACGGGAAGGACUACAAGGCGGGCCGGGUGGUGGAGGACCUCAUCAGCCACUAUGUGAAGAUUUUCAAUGUCAACGACCAAGAGAUGAAGAAGCAGCAGGACGAGAUCAUGGCCAUCAUGAAGAUGCGGGAGGCAGCGUCCAGCGGCACACAGCAAGCCGGGGACUUCAUCUGCACGGUGUACCUGGAGGAGAAGAAGACGGAGACAGAGCAGCACGUCAAGAUCCCGGCCACGAUGACGGCCGAGGAGCUCACCUUCGAGAUCCUGGACCGGAGGAAAAUUGUCACGAAGGAGAAGGACUACUGGAGCUGCUUCGAAGUGAACGAGAGGGAGGAGGCAGAGCGGCCCUUGCACUACUCCGAGAAAGUGCUGCCCAUCCUGCACUGCCUGGGCACUGACAGCUACCUGGUGGUGAAGAAGCAGCUCUCCAUGGAGAACAUGCUCAUCUACCUCGCCAGCAGAGUGGGCGACUGCAAGCACGGCAUGAUGAAGUUUCGGGAGGAGAGGAACCUGCUGGGGCUCGGCCUCAGCACCGGCUUCCACGACCGCUACUUCAUCCUCAACCACACCUGCCUGCGGCUCUACAAGGAAGUGCGGAGCCUGAAGCAGCGGACCCCCGUGCUGGAGAACAGCCACAAGCCGGAGAAGGAGUGGCCCGUCAGGAACCUGAGGGUCUACCUGGGCAUCAAGAAGAAGCUCCGGCCCCCGACAUGCUGGGGCUUUACGGUCUUCUACGAGAACGAGAAGCACGAGAAGCAGCAAUGGUACCUGUGCUGUGACACCCAGGCCGACCUGCGGGAGUGGUUCGCCACCUUCCUCCACGUGCAGCACGGCGGCGCCCUGUGGCCCUCGGAGACCUGCAAGGUGCGGGCGUCGCGGACGCAGCAGGACGCCAGGUUGGGUAACAUCUCCCUCAUCCCGCUGCGCGGCAAUGAGAGCGAGAUGAGGAACAGUGUGGCUGCUUUCGCUACUGACCCGCUGACCCUCCUCCGAAACGUCUGAGCUGGAGGCCUGACACUGCAGGUUCAUCUGCGAGUGGGGAAGCCCUCGGGGAGCCGACACCAUGGCGGUGACCCGCGGGCAGCCGGGAGGGGACACGGCAGCAGCGGGGCAGUGGCCACGGACCCUGGGGGGAACCAGGCUGGGCCAGCCCGGCCGCCCCCACCCCGGCUGCUGCUGCUGUUCCGAGCCCCGGGCAGGGAGGCAGCGCCCGGCCGGGCACCCCGCAGCGGGGGGCUCGUCCUUCCCCUCCUUCUCCUCCCUCUGUUUUUAAAUCCCUCCUAUAAAACGAUGCGCGGAGCCCCGGCCCCGCAGCUCCCCAUCGCUCCUGGAGAGCCGGUGGCACAGCCCUGGGGUCCGCGGCCCCCACCCCCACCCCCGUGCCGGGCAGGGCAGCAGGGUGGGUUUGGGGAGGGCUGCAUUUGGACGGACCCCCCCGGCUCCAGCCUCUUCUGUUCACUGGGGGGCGCGGGGCAGCGGGGUGACGGGAGCUGCCCCCGUCCUGGCACCACAUCUUGUUGAUAUUAAAUAUUUCGGGGGAAGCAGUG
Molecule: messenger RNA, 5377 nt
Organism: Cygnus olor (mute swan)
Lineage: Eukaryota; Metazoa; Chordata; Aves; Anseriformes; Anatidae
Gene: ARAP1
Product: ArfGAP with RhoGAP domain, ankyrin repeat and PH domain 1
Biological process (GO): positive regulation of GTPase activity; signal transduction
Cellular component (GO): trans-Golgi network; plasma membrane; cytoplasmic vesicle
Molecular function (GO): phosphatidylinositol-3,4,5-trisphosphate binding; protein binding; GTPase activator activity
Source: RefSeq, a predicted model, not a curated record